UAUGCUUUUGGGAACAAGCUGCUGUUUGUUUUGAUAGAGUAACCUAAUACAUUUCUUCAAGAAAUCGGAAUGAGCUGAUGUUAUUAACACGAUGACGACCCCCGCUGUCCGGAUGUUUCAGAGGUUAGAGGGUUUGUUCUGUGUGUACAAACCCCCCGGUGUCCAUUGGAAACUGACACGAGACAGCAUCGAGACAAAUCUCCUUAAAGGUUUAAAUGCAGCACCAGCGCAGCCUCUUCCUCAGGAAGUCCGCUUCCUGGAACAGCCAAGCAGUAAGGCUGAAGCACCCAAGGGACUUACUCUGUCUGCAACCUCUCUGCCAGUACUGUCCAAACACCAUCUGGUGACUGGACCUGAAUUCCAGCGUAUCCCAGUCGGGGUAGGACAUCGUCUAGAUGCAUUUUCUUCUGGUGUUUUAGUUCUUGCAGUGGGGAACGGAAACAAGACCCUGCAGGAUCUCUACAAGUCACAAGUCACAAGGGAUUACACGUUAGAGGGUGAAUUCGGGACAGCGACAGAUGAUUUCUCUCACACUGGCCGAGUUGUGGAAAGGUCCACCUAUGGUCACAUUACGCAGGAUAAGCUGGAGAGGGUCUUGGCAAUGUUGCAGGGAGCCAAUAAUAAGGCCUUGUUAAUGUAUUCCAACGUAGACAUGCGCUCACAGGAAGCCUAUGAGAUGGCUGUGCAGGGUGUACUUGGUCCAGAAGGGAAGUCUGCACCUAUUUUGACAGACUUGCGUUGCAUUCAUUUCGAGCCUCCCAACUUCACUUUAGAGGUGCGCUGUCUAAAUGAAACUCAGAAAUAUUUGCGCAAAGUUGUUCAUGAGAUUGGACUUGAGCUGCGCAGCACAGCAGUGUGUAAGGGGGUUCGACGGACAAGAGAUGGCCCCUUCAGUCUGCAGGACGCUCUGACCCACCACCACUGGACUGCUUCAGAUGUAAUGGGUGCCAUCCGACAGUACCAUACCUCUAAGAAAAAUAAAAAACAUUCCCCUGCACAGAUCAAGGACCCAAGAUUACAACCUCCAGUCAGCCAGUCUGCAAAAUGACACCAACUGGGGAAAAAGCAGCACAUACAGUUAAAUAACGUGAGCUGUGGACAGGAGGUCUAAGUCCCUCUGGUGGCUGAUCACCAACAGUGACUCUGUGAGCCUGAGUUUGAGUUCAGCUCAGUUGAAAAGAGGUUUGUUAGACCAGACACAUCCUGGUCUCUAAAACAGAAAGUAUCACAUUUGUUUAAUGUGUGAACUUUCUGUAUCUCAUAAAAGUUUUACCAUAUUCACUUUUGUUAUCUUGCAGGUAAUAACUUAUUCUCCAAAUGUUAAUGUGAAAGAGGUUUAUGAAACAGAUUAAAUGGACCAACGGUUUCAAAUGAUACUUGUGUCAUUUGAGAAGUUGAAUUACAUUGACUAGUUGUGCUUUUUCAGUGUCUACAGAGAGGUCAUUGAACAGUGCUUUCGUACAAAAUGGUUGGUCCUGUGUACAGAGCUUUUUGUAUGGCAAGUAAAGUUAAUAGUCAACACCCUUAAAGGUCUUCAUAUGAGGUAACAUACCUGCUUAAUCAUCUCAGAAACUCUCCAAAGGGUUAAAAGGUUAAAGCUACUUUUAUCUCAAUGACGUCUGAAAUUGUUUUACACCAGCUGUCUCCAUGACAGAAGACAUGUAACUGAUUAACUGAACAGAUCACGUGUAUCGACAUGUUUGAGAAUCCUCGGAGUGUUCCCGCUGUCGUAUAUAAAACAAAGCAACAUCUCUCACUGUAGGCAGUAAUGAAUCUUCUGUAUUACCUCAGUAGUCAUUUUAACAGAACUCCUUGCUGCUGCAAUACAA
Messenger RNA from Scomber japonicus (chub mackerel), 1829 nucleotides. RefSeq names its product TruB pseudouridine (psi) synthase family member 2 (gene trub2). Lineage: Eukaryota; Metazoa; Chordata; Actinopteri; Scombriformes; Scombridae. The coding region runs from base 92 to 1048 and encodes 318 amino acids. Gene Ontology annotation, molecular function: pseudouridine synthase activity; RNA binding. The record is from RefSeq and is a predicted model, not a curated record. The transcript is spliced from 8 exons. Gene Ontology annotation, biological process: pseudouridine synthesis; RNA processing.